AGUCGCUCCUUUGCCCUUUUCCAGGAUGGCCGCUCUCCACGCGUUGCCAGUAUUUACACGUUGUUCCUGCACCUGAGAGGCCCGGAGGAAGUUGCAGGGAGGCGGCUGAAAGAGAGGAGUCCCCGCUCUUCUCCGCCUCCUGCCCCCAAAGUGAGCAACACAGCCGCGGCAAGACGGAGAAAAAGCCCCAGGGGGCGGGGAAGCUGUGAAUUCCAUUACAAGAUUCGUUAUAAGUUACCAGAACAACCCAUCUCCACAAAUAGAGAAAUGGGUGGAAUCAUUUCCAGAUGGCGGCAGGCAAAGCCUUCUACAGUAGAAGUGUUAGAAAAAAUUGAUAAGGAUAUCCAAGCACUAGAGGAGUUUAGAGAGAAAAAUCAAAGGCAGCAGAAGCUCUGGGUUGGAAGGUUUCUUCUAUAUUCAUCACUUCUUUAUCUUGUUUCCUGUCUUAUUAUUUAUUUGUGGUAUCUUCCUGAUGAGUGGACAGCAAGGUUCAUCAUGACACUUCCACUAUUUGCAUUUCCAUUGAUAGUUUGGUCUAUAAGAACACUCCUCAUCUUUGUCUUCUCUAAAAGAACAGAAAGAAACAAUGAAGCAUUAGAAGACCUAAAAUUGCAGAAGAAAAAAAUACUUGAAGAAGUAAUGGAAAAAGAAACUUACAAGGCUGCUAAACUAAUCCUUGAAAGGUUUGAUCCUGAAGCCAAGAAGGCAAAGGACGUUGAACCGCCAUCUGCUGGAGCAUCUGCAGUUCCAGGGCCCGGCCAAGAACUUCGUCAUCGGACCCCGGUGAGAGGGAAUGUGUCUGCACCUAUCCCAGUUACACCCAAGCAGGGAUCUCCAAAAAUGUCAAGUCCAGUGCCACCAUCUCCUGGCCCACAGAGAGAGAUUUCGGCGCCUGGUGGACCUCCAGAGAGAACUGCUACAUCAGCCUCACAGCCAAACAUUUUGCCAAGACAUCCUGGAUCCCGUGCUACUUCAAUGCCUGGAAUGGGUCUUCAUCCUCCAGGACCUCCGUUGGCAAGACCUAUUCUUCCUCGAGAGAGGGGAGCAUUAGAUAGAAUUGUGGAAUAUUUAGUUGGAGAUGGUCCACAGAACAGAUACGCUCUUAUAUGCCAACAGUGUUUCUCACAUAAUGGGAUGGCUUUGAAGGAGGAGUUUGAAUAUAUUGCAUUUAGAUGUGCCUAUUGCUUUUUCCUGAAUCCUGCAAGAAAAACCAAACCACAAGCUCCAAGGCUUCCAGAUUUCAGUGCUGAAAAGAAGCAGCCUGAAGAGAUACAGAAUGGAACUGAAACUGAAACGUUGAAGCCAGAGGAGGAGAAGUUACAAGAUAAUCAAAUGGUUGAAGAACUCUUAGAAGAAGCUACCCCCCCUACUGAGGAAAAUGACAGUGCUUUGCCUGCUGAAGAACACAGUGCUAAGGUUGUGGCAGCUGCUGAGGUAGAGCAGCCAACGAGUGAAAACAGUGCAGUGGCCAACCCUGAGCCUGCUAUUCCUGCUGACCAAAAAGAAGAACCUCUAGCUGAUGACUAAGUGCCUAAUUGUUAUUAGCUAUAUUAUUUCAGUUGUUACUUUUUCUGAGGUGGGUUGCUUUCGAAAGCUAAUUAUGUCUUCACUGUCAUGAGUUCAGACUGCCAUUUCCACUGUGUUACAGGUACUUGUACAACAAGAUAUUGUGCUGCAAAAGUAUAUUGGUUUGUUUGAUGAGCUAUAUAGCACUUCAGAAUAUGCAAGUUAGCUGAAGUCUAACCCAAGCACAGGUAUCCUUACUUUUUGUUUUAUUUUUUAAAAAAUGUAAACAUGAGUAACAGAGUAUUUUCCAUAUGAAUGGUAUAAAAUAUAGUAUUAUUUGCUCGUUGAACAAAGGCUGCUGUAAGUGACUCAAAAGACAUGUAAUUAAUUUUUGGUUUAAGAAACUUAGGAGGGCUUUUCCAGUAAUUAGUUAUUGAAAUGAAUUGAAUGAACUUUAACUAACUAGAAGUUUACAAGAGAAAAAUGCUUAGGAACUUACUGUAAGCAGUACAAAAGUGUCACUAGAAGUAAGAUUUAAUCACUCCUAAUACCCCUUUUUCCUUGAGAGGGAAUGCAGUUAAAGGGGACAGUCCAACGUCUAACAUCUUCUUUUGGGUCUGUGUGCAAAGAUGAUGAGCUAAAGGCAUGUGAAAUAGAAAGCUAGUUUGUGUUUACAUGAAGCGUAGGAAUAUUUUCACUUGAUUGUACUUGAAUACUGAGCAUUAUUUAUACCUGUACAAUAAUGACUUCAUAAGUGAAUUUUGUGUAUUUUGUUAAAGGAAAAUAAAGACUAUGUAGCAUUA
Messenger RNA from Varanus komodoensis (Komodo dragon), 2309 nucleotides. RefSeq names its product lunapark, ER junction formation factor (gene LNPK). The transcript has 13 exons. The coding region runs from base 268 to 1527 and encodes 419 amino acids. Gene Ontology annotation, cellular component: endoplasmic reticulum tubular network. Gene Ontology annotation, biological process: endoplasmic reticulum tubular network organization. Lineage: Eukaryota; Metazoa; Chordata; Lepidosauria; Squamata; Varanidae. The record is from RefSeq and is a predicted model, not a curated record.